AAUCUGGUCUGUCCUUGCUUCUUGUUCAGCAUUUGUGCUCCAUUUGUGAAUGCAGGGCUGAUUGAGCAAGUUCACAAGCUCUGAAACUUUAUUGAAGACCUCUGUCUGCACACCAAAGUUCAUGAUGGUGAUGCUGAGAAGUCUUCUGCUGUUUUUCUUCUUGUUCUGCAUGGGCAUUGCAGCAGAAAGGAGAUGCCCACGUCAAUGGAGAAGGUCUGGAUCUCGAUGCUUUAGGCUUUUCUCUACAUCAGUGAACUGGGCCACAGCAGAGAAAAAUUGUCAACGUCUUGGUGGGAAUCUUGCCUCUGUGCUAAACGAUGUGGAAAAUGAUUUUCUGCUGAGUCUGAUACCCAACUCCAAACGUUUCUUUAUUGGUGGCUAUAAUGUUGAUGAACAGAACUGGUUUUGGUCUGAUGGAUCUCCAUUUGGUUAUACAAACUGGUGCUCAGGAGAGCCUAACAACAUGAAUACGGAGCACUGCUUGGAGAUUAACUGGACCGCAAACCGUUGUUGGAACAACUUGCCUUGUUCAGUUGAACUAGGCUAUAUCUGUGCCAAGAACCUAAAUGAUUGCUCUUAAUUUAAGUGUUCAUCUUGUUCAAUCACAAGGCUAAAUAUGCCAAUUAAGAUGCUGUUCUCAUCACCUGCUUGAAUCAAUAAAUCAAAGCAAAUCA
Danio rerio (zebrafish) is the source of this 674-nucleotide messenger RNA. Gene Ontology annotation, cellular component: extracellular region. Lineage: Eukaryota; Metazoa; Chordata; Actinopteri; Cypriniformes; Danionidae. The record is from RefSeq and is marked predicted. Gene Ontology annotation, molecular function: carbohydrate binding.